Molecule: messenger RNA, 1856 nt
Organism: Prinia subflava (tawny-flanked prinia)
Lineage: Eukaryota; Metazoa; Chordata; Aves; Passeriformes; Cisticolidae
Gene: MBOAT1
Product: membrane bound O-acyltransferase domain containing 1
Exons: 13
Coding region: 114-1598 (494 amino acids)
Biological process (GO): lipid modification
Cellular component (GO): membrane
Molecular function (GO): acyltransferase activity
Source: RefSeq, a predicted model, not a curated record
CGCCCCGCGGAGGGCCCGGGGCGGGCGCUGCCGGGCGCGGAGCGGGCGCGGCGGCGGCGGGAGGUGCGCGCAGGUGGCGGCGGGGCCGUGCGGCGCGGGCGGGGGGAUGCGGCAUGGCCGAGGCGCCCGGAGCCCCGCACCGCACCACGGGCUCCACGCUGCUGCACCCGCUGAGCGCGCUGCUGGGCAUCCCGCUGGACCAGAUCAAUUUUGUAGCCUGCCAACUGUUUGCACUUUUGGCUGCAUUUUGGUUUCGUAUUUACUUGAGUCCCAGUCAUGCCAGCUCCGCUGUUCGCCAUGCAUUUGCCACCCUCUUUGGAAUAUACUUUGCUGUCUUCUGCUUUGGGUGGUAUUCCAUUCAUCUUUUUGUCCUGGUGAUGAUGAACUAUGGCAUUAUGAAUAUGGCGAGUGUUCCCAACAUCCACAGGUACUCCUUUGUCGUAGCGAUGGGUUACCUCACAUUGUGCCACAUAAGCCGAAUAUACAUAUUUCAUUAUGGUAUUCUCACUACAGAUUUUUCCGGUCCGCUGAUGAUAAUUACACAGAAGAUCACAACACUUGCAUGCCAGCUACAUGAUGGAAUAGGACGACAAGCUGAGGAACUCACUGCUGAGCAAAAUCGGCUUGCUGUAAAGUCAAGACCUUCUUUACUGGAGUAUUUAAGUUAUCUCCUCAAUUUUAUGAGCAUCAUAGCAGGGCCUUGCAGCAAUUACAAGGAUUAUAUCGCCUUCAUUGAAGGGAGGCAUGUGCACAUGAAACUGUUAGAAGUGAACUGGAAGCAGAAGGGUUAUGACAGACUUCCUGAUCCUUCUCCAACUGGAGCAGUGAUGUACAAGCUGUGUAUCACACUAGUAUCUCUCAUUUUAUUCUUGACGCUUACCAAGAACUUUCCUAUGGCAUAUAUUAUUGAUAACGAAUUUCUUGAUAAAACUCCCUUCUUGUCAAGACUUGGUUACCUGUAUGUUGUAACACAGGCAGCAAAACCAAAGUAUUAUUUUGCAUGGACGUUGGCAGAUGCAGUCAACAAUGCAGCUGGUUAUGGAUUCAGUGGAGUUGAUGAGAGAGGCACUUUCCGCUGGGACCUGUUGUCCAAUUUGAAUAUCUGGAACAUUGAGACUGCAACAAGUUUUAAGAUGUACAUUGAAAACUGGAAUAUUCAGACAGCUGCCUGGCUGAAACGUGUCUGCUAUGACAGAGCUCCGAGGUACCCUACGGCUUUAACAUUUAUCCUGUCGGCCCUGUGGCAUGGUAUCUAUCCUGGAUAUUAUUUUACGUUUCUUACUGGAAUCCUUAUCACACUCGCAGCCAGAGCAAUAAGAAACAACUGCAGACAUUACUUCCUCUCGUCAGUGCCUCUUAAGAUAGCCUACGACGUUGUUACCUGGGCGGUCACUCAGCUGGCUGUGUGCUACACUGUCGCGCCAUUCGUUAUGCUGGCUGUGGAGCCCACCAUAAAGUUUUACAAGUCUGUGUAUUUCCACAUGCACAUUCUAAGCAUCCUGGUGUUGCUCCUGUUACCAAUCAGACCUCAAACUCACUCUGUAAGAAGGGCUCAGAAUCAGGCCAUGCUGAACUCUAUUAAAAGCAAAGACAAAUGAUGCCUCCAAAGAAAACUGCCAGCAUUGGGAAAUCAAACUGUUGUAUUGUAAACAAAAAAAUAAGAAGAAAAACUGAUUGCAGGAGGAUCGAAAUAGAAGACAAGUGGCAUUUCUGUUUGCUAUCUUAAAAUCUUACUGGAGAGGGCAGAGAAGAGCCUGAAUGACUGUAUUUCAAAUUAUUCCUGUUAAUAGAGAUUUUACAGGCAACAUUUACAGGCUCAUGGGGCAUUUCAUUUUUAUAAUAAAUAUUUUUAUGAA